Molecule: messenger RNA, 4281 nt
Organism: Dermochelys coriacea (leatherback sea turtle)
Lineage: Eukaryota; Metazoa; Chordata; Testudines; Dermochelyidae
Gene: SMC3
Product: structural maintenance of chromosomes 3
Exons: 29
Coding region: 224-3877 (1217 amino acids)
Biological process (GO): mitotic sister chromatid cohesion
Cellular component (GO): chromosome
Molecular function (GO): protein binding; ATP hydrolysis activity; cohesin loader activity
Source: RefSeq, a predicted model, not a curated record
GGACCUGCACGUGUCCGCUCGCUCGCUUCCCAGCGCUGGGCUGGGACGGGAGCGCAGGCUUGGGGUGUGCGUGCGCGGCGCCGCCGCCACCUUCGCUGCCCUGCCCCUGCCGCCCCUGCUCCGCCUCCCGAGUGGUCCGCGCCGCGGGGAGGCGGCCAUUUUGUUGCUGUCCGGGCCGCCGAGCGGGCUCGGGCUGCCGCGCCGCGGGGAGGGCGCCGGAGACAUGUACAUCAAGCAGGUGAUCAUUCAGGGAUUUCGAAGCUACAGAGAUCAAACAAUUGUAGAUCCUUUCAGUUCAAAACACAAUGUCAUUGUGGGAAGAAAUGGAUCUGGGAAAAGUAACUUUUUCUAUGCAAUUCAGUUUGUCCUCAGUGAUGAGUUUAGUCAUCUUCGCCCAGAGCAGAGACUGGCUUUGUUGCAUGAAGGCACAGGUCCUCGUGUUAUUUCAGCAUUUGUGGAAAUUAUUUUUGACAACUCAGACAACAGAUUACCAAUUGAUAAAGAGGAAGUUUCACUUCGCAGAGUUAUUGGAGCCAAAAAGGACCAAUAUUUCUUAGACAAGAAAAUGGUGACGAAAAAUGAUGUGAUGAACCUUCUUGAAAGUGCUGGGUUUUCUCGCAGUAAUCCCUACUAUAUUGUCAAACAAGGAAAGAUCAACCAGAUGGCAACGGCUCCUGACUCUCAGAGACUGAAGUUGUUAAGAGAAGUAGCUGGUACUAGAGUGUAUGAUGAACGUAAAGAAGAAAGUAUUUCCUUAAUGAAAGAAACGGAGGGUAAACGAGAGAAAAUCAAUGAGUUGUUGAAGUACAUUGAAGAGCGAUUACAUACCCUGGAAGAGGAGAAAGAAGAGCUAGCUCAGUAUCAGAAGUGGGAUAAAAUGAGGAGAGCAUUAGAGUACACCAUUUAUAACCAGGAACUCAAUGAAACACGUGCUAAACUUGAUGAGCUUUCUGCCAAACGAGAGACAAGUGGAGAGAAAUCAAGGCAGUUGAGAGAUGCACAACAAGAUGCUAGAGAUAAAAUGGAGGAUAUUGAACGACAAGUUCGAGAACUAAAAACAAAGAUUUCUGCGAUGAAAGAGGAGAAGGAACAACUCAGUGCUGAGCGACAGGAGCAGAUUAAGCAGAGGACCAAAUUAGAACUUAAAGCUAAGGACUUGCAAGACGAACUAGCUGGCAACAGUGAACAAAGGAAAAGACUGUUAAAGGAGAGACAGAAACUUCUUGAGAAAAUUGAGGAGAAGCAGAAAGAGCUAGCAGAAACAGAACCCAAAUUCAACAGUGUAAAAGAAAAAGAAGAGCGAGGAAUUGCUAGACUAGCACAAGCUACCCAGGAAAGAACAGAUCUUUAUGCAAAACAAGGCCGAGGAAGCCAGUUUACUUCCAAAGAAGAGAGGGAUAAGUGGAUUAAAAAGGAACUCAAGUCUCUAGAUCAGGCAAUCAAUGACAAAAAACGACAGAUUGCAGCAAUACACAAAGAUUUAGAAGAUACAGAGGCUAAUAAAGAGAAGAAUCUGGAGCAAUACAGUAAAUUGGACCAAGAUCUUAAUGAGGUGAAAGCUCGUGUUGAAGAACUGGACAGAAAGUAUUAUGAGGUGAAAAACAAAAAAGAUGAACUACAGAGUGAAAGAAAUUAUCUAUGGAGAGAGGAGAAUGCAGAACAACAAGCUCUUGCUGCAAAACGAGAGGAUUUGGAGAAGAAACAGCAACUUCUUAGAGCAGCAACAGGAAAGGCCAUUCUAAAUGGUAUAGACAGCAUAAACAAAGUCUUGGAGCACUUUCGCCGGAAAGGCAUAAACCAGCAUGUUCUAAAUGGUUACCAUGGAAUUGUGAUGAAUAAUUUUGAGUGUGAGCCUGCUUUCUACACUUGUGUUGAAGUUACUGCAGGGAACAGGUUAUUUUAUCAUAUUGUGGAUUCCGAUGAGGUCAGUACAAAGAUCUUAAUGGAGUUUAAUAAAAUGAACCUUCCUGGAGAAGUAACUUUUCUGCCUCUCAACAAGCUGGAUGUUAGAGAUACUGCUUACCCUGAAACCAAUGAUGCUAUUCCUAUGAUCAGUAAACUGAGAUACAAUCCCAGAUUUGACAAAGCCUUCAAACAUGUUUUUGGAAAGACGCUCAUUUGUCGUAGCAUGGAGGUGUCUACCCAGUUGGCCAGAGCUUUCACUAUGGAUUGUAUUACUUUGGAAGGUGAUCAAGUCAGCCAUCGUGGUGCUCUGACUGGAGGUUAUUAUGACACAAGAAAGUCUCGGCUUGAACUACAAAAAGAUGUUAGAAAGGCAGAAGAAGAACUUGGUGAACUUGAAGCAAAACUCAAUGAAAACUUGCGCAGAAACAUUGAAAGGAUUAAUAAUGAAAUUGACCAACUGAUGAAUCAGAUGCAGCAGAUUGAGACCCAACAGAGAAAAUUCAAAGCUUCCCGGGACAGUAUCUUGUCGGAGAUGAAAAUGUUGAAAGAGAAGAGGCAGCAGUCUGAAAAAACCUUUAUGCCAAAGCAACGCAGCUUGCAAAGCUUGGAGGCAAGUUUACAUGCCAUGGAAUCAACUCGAGAAUCAUUAAAAGCAGAACUGGGAACGGACUUGCUGUCUCAGCUCAGCCUAGAUGAUCAGAAACGAGUGGAUGCACUAAAUGAUGAGAUUCGACAACUGCAACAAGAAAAUAGACAGCUUUUGAAUGAGAGGAUUAAACUGGAAGGCAUCAUCACAAGAGUAGAGACGUACCUCAAUGAGAAUCUCAGAAAACGCUUAGACCAAGUGGAACAAGAGUUGAAUGAGCUACGAGAGACAGAAGGGGGCACGGUUCUUACUGCCACAACAUCAGAACUCGAGGCCAUCAAUAAACGAGUGAAGGAUACCCUGGCACGAUCAGAUGAUCUGGAUAACUCAAUUGACAAAACAGAAGCAGGGAUUAAAGACCUUCAAAAAAGUAUGGAACGCUGGAAGAACAUGGAGAAGGAACACAUGGAUGCAAUUAACCAUGACACAAAAGAACUUGAAAAAAUGACCAAUCGGCAAGGCAUGCUUCUCAAGAAGAAGGAGGAAUGCAUGAAGAAAAUCAGGGAAUUGGGCUCACUUCCACAGGAGGCCUUUGAAAAAUAUCAGACAUUGAGUUUAAAACAGUUAUUCCGUAAGCUGGAGCAGUGCAACACAGAGCUGAAAAAAUACAGCCAUGUCAAUAAAAAAGCUUUAGACCAGUUUGUUAACUUCUCAGAGCAGAAGGAGAAGCUGAUAAAAAGACAGGAGGAGCUGGACAGGGGCUACAAAUCUAUUAUGGAGCUGAUGAAUGUCCUUGAACUCAGAAAAUAUGAAGCUAUCCAACUUACUUUCAAACAGGUGUCAAAAAACUUCAGUGAGGUGUUCCAGAAGUUAGUACCUGGUGGCAAAGCCACACUAGUGAUGAAGAAAGGAGAUGUGGAGGGCAGUCAAUCCCAGGAUGAGGGUGAAGGCAGUGCUGAAAGUGAGAGGGGAUCUGGAUCUCAGAGCAGUGUGCCAUCUGUAGACCAGUUCACUGGAGUUGGGAUUAGGGUGUCGUUUACAGGAAAACAGGGUGAAAUGAGAGAAAUGCAGCAACUUUCAGGUGGACAGAAGUCCUUGGUGGCCCUAGCCCUGAUUUUUGCUAUCCAGAAAUGUGAUCCAGCUCCUUUUUACCUGUUUGAUGAAAUUGACCAAGCUCUGGAUGCUCAGCACAGAAAGGCUGUUUCAGAUAUGAUUAUGGAACUAGCUGAACAUGCCCAGUUUAUUACAACAACUUUUAGGCCUGAACUGCUUGAGUCAGCAGAUAAGUUCUAUGGUGUAAAAUUCAGAAACAAGGUUAGUCAUAUUGAUGUGAUCACAGCAGAGAUGGCCAAAGACUUUGUGGAAGAUGAUACUACUCAUGGUUAAAUGGAAAUGUAUUGCCAAUGUGCUUGGAAGAUGUGUAUAGUGUGAUGCCUACACCGGGGAGCUGUAAAUUAAAAUUUGAAAUAUUUAGUCAUUGUUAAAAUAGUUUUUGAACAUACAUUUUAACCAAGACCACCAGAAGAUUAUUAGUUUCAGAGGAGCUUGAGUCCCCAUUUAGUCUCUGUUGCUGUAUUCUUUUAUAAGAUACCUGUGUUACCUUUAUACAAUACUUGUAGUUUGAAAACUUUAUCCCUACAAAUCUUUUUGUAAAAUGUCCUGUUGCUGUUUUAAAGCUUUUUUGAAAAGUGCUAGCUAUUCCUUCCUAAUUAUAAUUUUAUCAUUUAUACUGCCUCACAUGUUUUUUUAAAUAGCUUCAAUUAAACAGUUGGUUUUAUGGCUGUAAUUCA